Messenger RNA from Rubroshorea leprosula, 471 nucleotides. Lineage: Eukaryota; Viridiplantae; Streptophyta; Magnoliopsida; Malvales; Dipterocarpaceae. The record is from the annotation of a GenBank genome assembly.
AUCAUGCCUCUCUUAUCUCUCCUUGCCAAAAGUUACCGGAUCAUGGCUAAUGCUAAGCUAUGUGUUGCAAGAGCAAGAGUCGUUUUCAUCUUGGCAGCCUUGAUGAUGGCUCUUGCAAUGACCUCUCUGGCCAGACCACUUUUUCAUGGGGGUGACAAAAAUCCCAUGACUGAUAGGACCGCACUCAAUGGAAACAGGAAGGAUUUCACAUCAACUGCAUAUGGACAUGGUAGCUCACCUAGCGGAUCUGCCCACUUUCACCUCCUAAAACGUGCCUUGGGUCAUUCUAAUAGGAACGCACCUGGUGGACCUGAUAUUCCGCGUUAAAGAGAGGUUCUUGAAUCAGCUAGUGGACGGCCCGAUCCUGGGCAUCCCUAGUCUCAUCCCCAAAAGGCAAAAACCCAAGCUAAGCCCUUAAACUUUCCUUAUUUUCUCAACUACACAAGCUCUUAAGAAAAAAAAGUGGCAUGU